Malus domestica (apple) is the source of this 1276-nucleotide messenger RNA. RefSeq lists its product as uncharacterized. NCBI's taxonomy places the organism in Eukaryota, Viridiplantae, Streptophyta, Magnoliopsida, Rosales, Rosaceae. The record is from RefSeq and is a predicted model, not a curated record.
CACACACACACACUCACUCUCUCUCUCUCUCUCUCUCUCUCUCUCUCUCUCUCUCUCUCUCGACGCGCGCGCGCGCGCGCACACACUAUAUAUAUAUCACUCACUGUUUUACGAUGAGAGAAUAUGGAGUUCCAUGAUCAAAGACAGAGCAACGGAGCCGUGAAUCUGGUGAUCAAGGCAAGGGCCAAGCUCAGGUCUCAGGAAAGGACUGGCCAAAUGAUGGGCUCUUUAGAAGACCAAGCUCAUGAAGGAGGGGACCCGAACUACCACGCGAUCCGGGAGGCAAAGGAGGAAAGAACUGGCCUGAUGGUGAGCUCAUUAGAAAAUAAGGGCCAAGGAGGAGGGGACCCGAUCUACGACGCUAUCCAAGAGGCAAAGGAGGUGAUGAAGCUGAAGGCUCAAAAGGAGAAGACUGGGGAGUAUAUGAAUCCGAUGGAUCAAACCUAUAAGGGUGUUCUUACCAUUGACAAGAAGGAUGAUUAGAGAUAGAGGGAGGAAGCAGUGGUGGAAAAAUAUUGGAUAUUUUUGGACUUCGAUUAAUUUUCCCUAACUUUUUUCUAUGUCAGAUUGCUGCUUGAUACAUGCUUAAAGAUAGAAAAGUCCUAUGUGGUAUUAGUCUAUUACAUGGGAUUGUUUAUAUUUUGGUGUUACUAGUCACGCCGUACUAUAAAUAAAAUUUUCGUAAUUUUCAGUUGACACAUAUAUGUAUUUAUAAUACAGGUGAUAUUUAUUAUUUUAACUCUUAUUAAUAGGGGGUUUUGAAUUCAGAACGAAAUGAGGAUUUGAAUUUAAGACGAAGUGGAUUGAAAAUGAAAGCUUUAAUCAUCUGAACAAUUUACUACUUACCUUAGUCAAUGAAUGAAAAGAAAAGUUCUAACCAUCUGAACAAUUUACUACUUUAGUCAAUGAAGAUCAUCCACUCCAUCUACUACUUCAUGAAUUAAUCUAUUCAGAAAGCAUGUUGUUUGCAUGAACUAAAAAAAUCAAAGGCUUAUUAGAAACAAAAGUCACAGUACUUCUGCUUUGUUUGUUUGUUUGUUUUUUUUUUAAUUAACACUUAAAACUAUGAACAUAAGUUAUGCAUGUGUUAACUUGAAAGCUGCAUCAAAUUACAACAAUGAGAAUAAAAUAGAAAAUAGGUGAAUGCCAAAUUACCCUUCAGCUUUAGAUUUAUAUUAAAUUUGUGUUAAUAUAAACUGAACAACAUUGACAUGUACCUAUGUGAUUAAAAAUGAUGCAGGUUAGCUUAAUAUAAAGUAUAUACUAUAGUUUAUGA